UUUUAUUCUCAAAUGAACUUGAUCAUAAAAUCAGCUGAUUGUACCUGAUCACUAUAUAUCACUAAUAAUCUGUCAAACUGUCAGAUGAGUAAUCCAUCAGCUCAUUGGCCACGUGUCACGUGCUGCUGACGGGGGGCGGAGCCAGAUGACAUACCUGGGCAGUUGUGUGAAAGAGGGUGGGGCCUCAGAUUUCCUCAUUCUGGUCUGGAGGUGACGGACACGAUGGACAUCUGCUCCUGUGUCGCAGUCGUCUGCGUCUUCACUGUGAUGUGGAAACUCUCAGAGGGACGUGAGGCUGGACGCUGGCCCCCUGCCCACGGGACCCUGGUCCUGGUCCUGGUCUGGGUCCUGGUUUGGGUCCUGGUCUACACUGUCUCUCCAGUCUUGUGUGGACUCGUCCUCCUCAGCUGCAGCCUCCGUCUGAUCUGUGUGUGGAGAAGAUCUGAGCUGCUGCCGGAGCAGAACAGAGCGGUGCUGAUCACAGGCUGUGACUCGGGCUUUGGCCACGCCCUCGCCCAGCGGCUCAGUCACGGACGAGUCACAGUGUUCGCAGGCGUGUUGGACGUGAACGGACCCGGAGCCCAGCGACUGAGACGGGUGGCGUCGGACCACCUGAGGGUCCUGCAGCUGGACGUGACGGACCGGGACCAGGUGGAGGCGGCUCGCAGGGACAUCGGCUCUCAGGUGGGACACACAGGUCUCUGGGGUUUGGUGAAUAAUGCAGGAAUCCUCCACUGUCCCAUGGACGCUGAGCUCCUCCCCCUCGCCGCCUGCCGCCGCUGCCUGGACGUCAACUUCCUGUCGGCUGUCAACAUGUGUCAGGUAUUCCUCCCCCUGCUGAGACGAGCCGGCGGGCGGAUCGUCAACGUGUCCAGCAUGGCAGCCGCGGUCCCGAUGCCGAUGUUUUCUUCGUACGCUGCGUCCAAAGCUGCUCUGAGUCUUUUCUCUCACGUCCUGAGACUCGAGGUGAAACUGUGGAACGUCACCGUUGCUCUGAUCCAACCGGCAGGAUUCAGAACAAACAUCUUUGGAACCAGUGACGACAUCCGGCGCCACAAAGACGAGAUCCUGGCGGCGGCGUCCUCUGAAGCCAGAGAGGAUUAUGGGGAGUCGUACAUCUCGUCGGUCACCAGCAGUUUGUCCAAACUGUCCCGGGAUUCGUCCGAGGACUUGUCCCCGGUGCUGGACGACUUGUGUCACGCUCUGCUGUCCGUCCGCCCCAGAGUUCUGUACAGCCCCGGACAGGGGGCGUGGCUGUUGCCGUUCCUCCACCGCCACUGUCCCACCGCCGUCUUCGACGUCGUCAUCACCACGAUGACAAAGUUCACCGACUGUGAACCAACAGGACUCAAGAGGAGCUGAGACAAACUUUACCCAUCAAAACCAAAAAUAUUAAAUAUGAUUCAUGAUCGUAUUCGUCCAGUUGUUGGAAAAACAGAAUAAAGAACGAAGAGAAAAAUCAA
Scophthalmus maximus (turbot) is the source of this 1463-nucleotide messenger RNA. It is a transcript of the gene hsd17b2, whose product is annotated as hydroxysteroid (17-beta) dehydrogenase 2. Bases 223 to 1362 code for a protein of 379 amino acids. Gene Ontology annotation, molecular function: oxidoreductase activity. The transcript is spliced from 5 exons. NCBI's taxonomy places the organism in Eukaryota, Metazoa, Chordata, Actinopteri, Pleuronectiformes, Scophthalmidae. The record is from RefSeq and is a predicted model, not a curated record.